AUGUUGGAAGACGGCACGACAUCGAGGGCGAGCAUGUUCCUGCCCCUACUCCUGCCCCUGCUGCUAUGCCCGUUCCUCUUCAUCCUUUACCCAGUCGUCAACAAGCUGGUCGCUUACAAGAGAGAUUCGGCGCUUGCCCAUCGCAUGCAUUGCAUGCCACCUCCAGAGCUCCCGAACAAAUGGCCCCUGGGGAUCGAUUGGGUGCGUGAAAUAUGGACCUCGAAUGCUGAAGGUCGUCUUCUGCCGUUCCUCUGCUCCAUCGCAAAGGACUAUGAGCCUCGCAAUAUGCUUUCUCAAUACCUGCUCUUUGGCCCUCGUACCUUUCAUAUCCUCGAACCCCGGAAUCUAGAGGCCGUCUUGUCAUCAAACUUUGCAGAUUACGGCUUUGGAGUCCGCGCAGAGAUUUUCGCUCCUCUACUGGGCCAGGGUAUAUUUACGCAAGAGGGUGCUGCCUGGAAACAUUCCCGGGAACUUUUGCGCAAGCAAUUUGUCCGAGCACAGUAUCAGAAUCUCAGCCACUUCCAAGAGCAUGUUGACAAUCUGUUGAGCCAUCUCCCGGAUCAGGGAGUGGUUGAUUUGCAACCCUUGUUCUUUAGCCUCACCUUGGACACAACUACUGCUCUGUUGAUGGGAAAGUCGGUCUACAGCCUGAGAGCAGAUAUCGAUCAAGACGCCGAAAAUCGAGACUUCUCCGAGAGCUUCAAUCUGGCCCAAGAAGGGCUUGCAAAGCGGUUCCGCAUCGCUCCAUGGCACGCUUUGUAUAACCCACCAGCCUUUCGGCGGGCUUGCAAAACUGUCCACGCCUAUGUGGAACGGUACAUCGAGCAGAGGCAUCUCUCCAACGAGAAGAGCCAAGACGCGUACAGCUUCAUUGACCAGAUAGCCAAUGAGUCGAAAAGCCGAACCGAGCUGAGAGACCAGCUUCUGAACGUCCUUCUCGCAGGUCGGGAUACGACGGCCUGUUGUUUGACGUGGACAUUUCGUCUUCUUGUUCGCCAUCCUCAGGUUAUGAAACGCCUGCGAGCAGAAGUUACCACUGUCAUGGGCGACGGUAUACAUCCGUCGAGAGAACAGAUCCGUAAAAUGCCGUUCCUCGCGUGCGUCAUCAAGGAGAGUCUUCGCUUAUAUCCGCCAGUGCCUCUGAACAACCGGCAGGCUAUCAAAACGACCCUCUUACCAACGGGUGGAGGACCUGACGGGAAGCAAAUGAUUCUGGUCAGAAAAGGUGAAGUAGUCGUGUUCUCACAGUACGUCAAUUCCCGUGUAAAGAGCAUAUACGGGUCGGACGCAGACGACUUUCGCCCCGAAAGGUGGGAGGACAACGGACUCGCAAAGAUUGGCUGGGCAUAUUUCCCCUUUAACGGCGGACCGAGACAGUGUCUGGGCGAAGAUUUUGCACUUAUGGAGGUCUCGUAUACCAUAGUGAGGCUGCUUCAGGCAUGUUCCAGCCUUGAUUUGCCGGACGGCGAGAUCGUUGAACGUCUAGGCCAGGAGAAACAAAGGUUGACGCUCGUUUUGUCAAGCGCCGACGGCUGUAGGGUCAAGUACGUCCGACGAUAG
Fonsecaea pedrosoi CBS 271.37 is the source of this 1560-nucleotide messenger RNA. RefSeq lists its product as uncharacterized. The transcript is spliced from 5 exons. NCBI's taxonomy places the organism in Eukaryota, Fungi, Ascomycota, Eurotiomycetes, Chaetothyriales, Herpotrichiellaceae. The coding region runs from base 1 to 1560 and encodes 519 amino acids. The record is from RefSeq and is a predicted model, not a curated record. Gene Ontology annotation, molecular function: oxidoreductase activity, acting on paired donors, with incorporation or reduction of molecular oxygen; heme binding; monooxygenase activity.